UUUCUCCCUCUUACUGAUGUAUCCUUAACUUUUGUGAUGCUCACCAACUUCCUAUCUCUCUCUGCUUUGGCUUCACUCUUUGCCUGUAUCUGUCUCUGUAGUCUUCCUACACCGGAACACUGAGACAACAUUACCAAGUGCUACUUGAGUAGAUUGCAAAUCUGGUUUUAGAUCACAAAAUGGAGUACAAACAGACUAACGAUGAAAAGCCCACGUCUUCCAAAGAUGGCUUGCAUAUAUCAAAUCGUCAUUUAGUAUCACAGAAAGAAGAUAUUUUAUAUCAUUUUGACCUUGGGACCAGCACUCAUGAUUUUGUUGCUAUGUUUGGAGAUAUCAAAUUUGUAUGUGUAGGAGGCAGUCGCUGGCGAAUGAAAGCUUUCAGUCAGCACAUGGCUGAAAUGUUGGGCCUGGGAAAUGCAACGGAUGACAUUCCCAACAUUUGUGAAGGAACUGAUCGUUACAAUAUGUAUAAAGUGGGGCCUGUCCUAGCAGUCAGUCACGGGAUGGGGAUCCCAUCAAUCUCAAUCAUGUUACAUGAACUCAUCAAGCUGCUGUAUCAUGCCAAGUGCUUUGAUGUCACUGCCAUUCGCAUUGGAACCUCAGGUGGAAUAGGGGUGGAGCCAGGUUCAGUUGUGAUCACCAGGACCUCAUUAGAUGCUUCCUUCAAGCCAUACUUUGAGAUGAAUGUAUUGGGGAAAACUAUGAUUCACAGCACACAACUGCACACAUGUCUGGGUCAAGAGCUGCUGAAAUGCAGCAAAGAAAUCAAUGAAUUCCCCACUCUGAUCGCUGACACAAUGUGCACAUCAGAUUUUUAUGAAGGCCAGGCUCGCCUGGAUGGUGCUUUCUGCACUUACACAGAGGAGGAGAAGAUGGAAUACUUACAGUCUGCCCACGCAGCAGGUGUUCGCAACAUUGAGAUGGAGUCCUCUGUUUUUGCAGCCAUGUGCAUUCGAAGUGGUAUGAAAGGUGCAGUGGUGUGUGUGUGCCUCCUGGACAGACUGAAGGGAGAUCAGAUCACCAGCUCCCACCAAGUGCUGAACGACUAUCAGAUAAGACCUCAGAAGUUAGUCACUUGUUUCAUAAAGAAACAGCUAAAAAAAGCUCUAGAGCCUCAGAAUUUAUCCAACCGGGUUUAAAGGUCCAGCGAUUUUCUUUACUUUUAAAUCUUUCAAGUACAGGUAUUUAACAUUUGCACUUGGACAAAAUGUCAUGCUGAAAUAAAUAAGUAGCUUCAAAGGUUGCAGAUUUGAUUGUCUGUAAGCUUGCUGGCUUGAUAACUGGGGAACAUUUUUAUUUAUAAAGUUAUUAUAAGGAAAGAUAGUUUACACUUAAGUAGAUUAGGACCUAAGUUACUUUUGUCAAACAUGAAGCCAUCGAUUGGGCUUAAUUUAAACUAGAUUUGAAUGGGGAGGACAGGCAUAAGGUUCAGGUUUGUUGGUGCUCAGGAGAUGGGGAAGGCUGAUGUUUUUAGGAAAUGGGAACAAACCAAACAAGAGGGGAUCUAUCUAAAUCAAUACAAAUCCAAAUUUACAUUGUAUAGCGCUGCAAAUAGCAGGAACCAAGAAUAGCAGAAACAUCUCAGAUAGCAACAACAACAACUUGCAUGUAUAUAGCAGCCCUCGUGCAGGGUAACGUUCCAUAGAAGGACUAGGCAACCAGACAGAACGGUUAAGGUGCAAAGAAUACAAUUGUAUAAAUACUUGAAGCCUUUGGAUAGUGAAACUAGAGGCACUGGUGGCAGAUGGGGUUUAUAAUCCGGUAGGAAUCCCAUGGUUAAAUCUGGAUGAGGGAAGUGAAUAGAAUUAACAUGGGAGCAGGGUUUCAGGAAAGAUAGCAGGAAUAGCGAGCUGGAGGAGUUUCCAUAUCUGUAAGGGAUACCAGGGAUUUAAUGAAGAUGAGCUAGCAUUUGCAUUAUGCUGUAUCCUAUUCUCUGACAAGCACUUUAUUGACUGAUCUUUCAACAAAUCUAUUUAAUCAAAAAAUCAAUCAAAUGCAUAUACAUAUUUACUUACCUGUGUAUUUAAUAUACUGUUUCUCCUUUUUUGUAUUCUGUGUUUUUAACUUGUGAAGUACUUGCACUUCCAAAUGCCUGUUGUUCGUUCCUCUUUGUUACCAGGUUCAGCAAUGUAGUUGAUAUGGCUGAUGGUAUGUGGAUGCAUUGUUGUGAAACAGAUAUAUUUCACUCAUGUACAAACGAAUACAGUGUGAAGCCUAUUGAGGUAGAUUGCACAAUUAAAAUGAUUUUAAUGCAGUUUAUAGACACAAGAUACAAGUCAGGGCUUUUCUGGGUGAUAUUCUGCUUGACAUCUGUUUCAAUAAAAUUUGCUUUAUCUUUA
Callorhinchus milii (elephant shark) is the source of this 2339-nucleotide messenger RNA. Its product is annotated as uridine phosphorylase 1. Gene Ontology annotation, biological process: nucleotide catabolic process; uridine catabolic process. Gene Ontology annotation, molecular function: uridine phosphorylase activity. Gene Ontology annotation, cellular component: cytoplasm; cytosol. Bases 180 to 1139 code for a protein of 319 amino acids. NCBI's taxonomy places the organism in Eukaryota, Metazoa, Chordata, Chondrichthyes, Chimaeriformes, Callorhinchidae. The record is from RefSeq and is a predicted model, not a curated record. The transcript has 8 exons.